UGCUCCGCCGCCUAUCUUCAGAAGGACCCUAUCCCACGACGCUUUCUCAUACCAAAAUGACCGUUGCCGAGUCGGUUAAGAGUGCCGUUGGACUGGCGGAUACUCCCGCCACCCGCCAGGAGAUGUCCGAUGCUCGUCUGCCUAUUCAGUACCGCGACUCUUGUGGGCACCUCCUCAUCCCAUUGAACCGAUGCCGGCAGCAGGAGUACUACCUUCCUUGGAAGUGCGAGGAUGAGAGACACAGCUACGAGAAGUGCCAGUAUGAAGAAUUCAAGAAGCGUGUUGCCAAGAUGGACGAGCUGCGAGCUGCUAAGAACGGUGCCCGCAGCAAUUGAUACCAAACAGAUCGGCUUAUGCAUUUGAUAUGGACGAAGCAGCAGGUUAUGUACAUAAAGUUCUGAGAUUGAUUGAUCAUGCACCGACUUUGGCGUUCGGAUUGAGAAUAAGCUUGCCGAUACCAUCCCUUUGUGUCUCGGACUCACAAGGCUAGUACCUUGUCUGUAGUACAUGAAACGAUCAUCUCUCGGUGUGAUACGGACCCAGUGCUUCCAUCCC
Molecule: messenger RNA, 555 nt
Organism: Aspergillus nomiae NRRL 13137
Lineage: Eukaryota; Fungi; Ascomycota; Eurotiomycetes; Eurotiales; Aspergillaceae
Product: NADH dehydrogenase [ubiquinone] 1 beta subcomplex subunit 7
Exons: 3
Coding region: 57-335 (92 amino acids)
Cellular component (GO): mitochondrion
Source: RefSeq, a predicted model, not a curated record